Messenger RNA from Mangifera indica (mango), 1435 nucleotides. RefSeq names its product dof zinc finger protein DOF3.1-like. The transcript has a single exon. Gene Ontology annotation, molecular function: DNA binding; DNA-binding transcription factor activity. Gene Ontology annotation, biological process: regulation of DNA-templated transcription. NCBI's taxonomy places the organism in Eukaryota, Viridiplantae, Streptophyta, Magnoliopsida, Sapindales, Anacardiaceae. The record is from RefSeq and is a predicted model, not a curated record. The coding region runs from base 492 to 1217 and encodes 241 amino acids.
UCCCAAAUGACGCAGACAUAACAGAAUUUCCACUGUUUUUCACUCCUGUUUAUUUCAACUCUAGUGUUCACUCUUACGCGUUAACGCACACGGAUUAGAUCAUCUUCUCAUCUUCUUCCUCAGAAAAUUCCCCCCUGAAGAAAGUUGAGCUCCUCAGGGAAAUCUUGUUUCAGUGAGAUUUUGUGUCAAAAGCUUUCUUCCUCCUAUCUUUUUUGAGGUGGGUUUUGUUUCAAGGAAGCAUGGAAUUGGAAACAUUUUUUAAAGCUUGAUAGUUAGUGUUUCUUUUUCACUUCCGUGGAAACUUGCGUUUGUGUGUAAAAAAAAUCCUCUACUUUUGUCCUCUUUUCAAUUCCUGUUUUGGCCUUUUUGCCACUUCUUCACUUCAGCACUCCUAAUUUCGUUUUCUGCGCCAAAACCCACUUCGCCAAAUCGUCAGAAAUUCAUAAACGAUCAAUAAAAAUUCAACCUUUUUUGUCUUUGAGAACAGAAAAAUGCAAGAUCCAACAAUGUUCCAGGCAAUGAAGCCGCAUUUUCCAGAGCUUGAACAGCUCAAAUGUCCGCGCUGUGAUUCUACCAACACCAAGUUUUGUUACUACAACAACUACAAUCUCUCUCAGCCGCGCCACUUCUGCAAGAAUUGCCGCCGUUAUUGGACCAAAGGCGGUGCCCUUAGAAACAUCCCCGUCGGCGGUGGUACCCGCAAGAACACCACCAAGAAACGCCAGAAGCCUGAUCCUGAUCCAUCCCGGGUCAACCCGACUCGGAAAUCUCAAGAGCCGUCAUCACAUUCACACUCACAAUCAUUGUUGGGAGCAACUUCACAGGAAGCGGACGGGGGUGGCGAUGGUGGUAGCUUGGACGGUGACCCGGGGAGGAUAUAUGGGUUGCCCAUGGAUCAGGAUCAUAAGAUGCUGGACAUUCCAGGGAGCUUCAGCUCACUCCUGGCGUCUAAUGGUGGGCUGGGGAGUGUCUUGGAUGAGUUCAACCCAAGUGGGUCGGGUUUGAAAAUGGUGCAAAUGGGUGGUUAUGGGGAGAGUUUUAAUUCGGGUGGAAGUUCGGGUCGGCCAGCCGGGUUGGAUCUCCAGGGAAAUAAUGGUGGUGGUGGUGUUGGUGAGAGUUAUAUGCAAAGCGGCGGUGGUGAUUCAAGUUGUUGGAGUGGCGGUGGGACUGGUUGGCCUGAUCUUGCCAUUUACACCCCAGGUUCUAAUUUUAAAUAGAGCGAAGCAGAGAGAGUUCUAUUAAUUUAUAAUUUUGAGUUUAAUGGUGUUAAGUAUGGUGAUUAAUUAUGGUAAUUAGAGUGGGCAAAUAUUUAGGCAAUUUUUCUUUUUUUUUUCUUUCUUGAGUGAGGGGUGUUUCAUGUUGGCUUGUAUGUGUUUUGGCUAAGUGCUAAGUGAAAGAUGAAGAAUUUAAAAUUUCCUCAUUUAAUUGUGGAGUA